CUCUUCAAUCGCCGGUUUCCUUCAAUAUCAUCCUCCUCUAAACAGGAAACUUUUUUAGUUACCCAACAUCGAACUCAGCUCACACUCACUGUCUUCACUUUCCUUCUCUUCUCUGCACAAUUCUCCUCUGCAAGCAUCCCAAAACCCCAACCUCUGAAAAUGUCUUCUUUUGAAUUUGAUAUUGUCAAGGCUGAGAAAGCCGAUGCCAUGAGAAGAUACAAGAGAGAAAGAAUCUAUAGAUUCUCUCUUCCUUUAGCAGGGGCCUUCACUCUCCUUUUCUGCUCCUUCUCGUGGCUUCCGGUUGUCCAUGAGAUGGCCAAAGCUUAUCUCUCCGUUUUGAACCAUCAUUUACUCGUUUUCCUCCUCAUAAACGCUAUGGUUUUGGUUAUCUACCAUUUAUCUGCAGCCGCCGCCGGUGGAAAGAACGACUCCGCAUCUCAGCCUGAUCUUUAUGAUCAGUACGUCUCCUUCUCCUUCUCCUCCUCCUCUCGCCGGAGAACAACAGCGGAAGGGGAAAAACAAUUGGUAGUAGUCUCACCGGCGGCAGUAGAGGUUCAACCUGACGAGAAUACCUUUCACAACAAACAGAUAGUUCAUUACGAGAAUGCUAAUUGUGCUCCAGUGGAGAAGAACCCAGUUAAUGAACUUGCGGUGACAGAAACUUAUAAGGCUGAUAGGGAUGAGACAAAGAGUUUCAGGAGAACACGAUCAGAGAAAUACGCAAUAGAGAAGAUAAAAAGGAGUCAACGACGAGAGCUGCGGCGAUCGGGGACAGAGAACGGAAGAGAAAUGGUGGUCGCUGGUGGCCGUACCCUGACAAGAAAAUCAAUGCAGGAAAUGAACAGCGAAGAGUUUAGGCAUACAAUUGAGAGUUUCAUUGCUAGUAAAAGGAAGAUCUUAAGGGAUGAGAAUUUUGCUGUUUCAAUGGAAGAAAAGGAGUCGUCCUUCAAUUACCACAAUCGCUUAUAUGUGAUUUAAUUACCAGCAGUAAAAAAAAAAAAAUAGUAAUUAUAAAGGGAAGAAAUUAGGGAUUUCAUAAUUAAAAUCUAUCUCGAUUUUAUGAUA
Molecule: messenger RNA, 1065 nt
Organism: Hevea brasiliensis (rubber tree)
Lineage: Eukaryota; Viridiplantae; Streptophyta; Magnoliopsida; Malpighiales; Euphorbiaceae
Exons: 1
Coding region: 160-978 (272 amino acids)
Source: RefSeq, a predicted model, not a curated record